AUGAAUUUGAUGGAGCUACCCAACGAAAUCCUGGAUAUGAUUAUCACCUAUUUAGAACCCGAAGAGAUCAGUAAUACCUGUCAGGUAAAUAAACGGUUAUAUCAUCUUGUACAUAAAAACUCGAGGAUAAGGCGGUUUCCCAUUAAGAAAUUAGAACUUCUAGAUGUCAAAGAGCAUGUUUGUAUACAUAUCUGGACAGAUGUCAUGAGACAUGGUAAUAAGGAAUGUGCUACUUUUUGUAAAACAACACAUCAUUCUCAGUUAUUUCAUUUUAUUUAUUUGUUCAAAGUUCACAGUUUGGUGAUAGAUGGUCGUUCAAACAAACUGAGGAACGCGCUGAAGUCUAUACCUACAUGGUGGUUGGAUUCUGUGAAAAUUCUGAAUAUCAAGGAAACGCAAUGUGAUCUGGACAUGUUGAACUUUAUGCGCCGCUUGAGGAAUUGUCCUGAAGUCUCCAUUGACCCACACUACACUAUAAACUACAUAUCAGAUGUCCUUUUGGAGAUGAAUUCUUUGAAACAUUUAGGAUUAAAGAAUGCCAGAACAGUGCUGUUUGAUGACAAUACCCUGGAUGUUUUGGUGAGUCUCUCGAAUAGGAGCGAUACAGGAUUGAAAAGCAUAGAGGUUUCUGAUGCUGUCACCUCUAUAACUACAAACAAAUUGAUAGAAUUCCUAUCUACAGCAAAAUUCGCAGCAAAUUGUACUAUGAAGUUUGAAGGUCUCGAUCUAGAAGAGAACGAAUUGCUUAAAUUUCUGGAAGAGCAAGGAAGCCUUAAGGCAUCAGCUGCUGAUAAUUACAAGUUCACUUUGGGUGACAGAGAAAUCACCCUCAGUGUAGGCAGAAAAACAGAUAGCUCUGAUUCUCUUUCGUAUAACGAAUGA
This is a messenger RNA of Auanema sp. JU1783, 882 nucleotides long. NCBI's taxonomy places the organism in Eukaryota, Metazoa, Nematoda, Chromadorea, Rhabditida, Rhabditidae. The record is from the annotation of a GenBank genome assembly.